AUGAGCGACUCCUCUGUCAGAAAGAUAUGUCACUACAGCCCUAGUAACUACAACACCAGCAACUACUACCACAACAUCAACACCAACUACUACUACAACACCUACAACUACAACAACGACAACCACAACACCAACUACUACGACGACGCCUUCAACAACAACUACAACAACAACACCAACUACUACAACAACGACAACCACCACAACACCAACAACAACAACACCAACUACUACAACAACACCUACAACUACAACAAUGACAACCACAACACCAACUACUACGACGACGCCUUCAACAACAACUACAACAACAAUACCAACAACAUCGACUACUACACCAACUACUUCAACAACAAAACCAACUACUACAACAACACCUACAACUACAACAACGACAACCACAACACCAACUACUACGACGACGCCUUCAACAACUACAACAACAACACCAACAACAUCGACUACUACACCAACAACUACAACAACACACCAACUACUACAACUACAACAACGACAACCACAACACCAACUAUUACGACGACGACUUCAACAACAACUACAACAACAACACCAACAACUACAACAACAACACCAACUACUACAACUACAACAACAACAACCACAACACCAACUACUACGACGACGCCUUCAACAACAACACCUACAACAACGACUACUACACCAGCAACUAUUAUAACAACACCAACUACUACAACAAUACCUGCAACUACUACAACACCAACUACUACGACGACGCCUUCAACAACAGCUACAACUUCUACAACAACGACUACUAUACCAACAACUACUACAACAUCAUCACCAACUAUUGCAACAACACCUACAGCUACAACAGCAACUACGACAACCACAACACCAACUACUAGGAAGUCGCCUUCAACAACACGUACAAUGACUACAGUAACAACGACUACUACACCAACAACUACUACAACAACACCUACAACUACAACAAGCACAACAACAAGCACAGCAACAACCAUGAUACCAACGUCUGUGACCUAUACACCAGAAACAACUACAACCACAACAACAACAACAACAUGGUAUUUGCUGAAACUGUUGAAAAAUGGAUCGCCACAUUCAAGGGUUGUGAAUGCGUGGGGUAUCUCAUUGCUGCUGAUUACCUGUUUCGUCCUACUACGUUUGAAGGAUGUAGCGAAUCCCCUUUUGCCUUCAUAA
Macrobrachium nipponense is the source of this 1203-nucleotide messenger RNA. RefSeq lists its product as uncharacterized. NCBI's taxonomy places the organism in Eukaryota, Metazoa, Arthropoda, Malacostraca, Decapoda, Palaemonidae. The record is from RefSeq and is a predicted model, not a curated record. The transcript is spliced from 2 exons. The coding region runs from base 1 to 1203 and encodes 400 amino acids.